GACUAAUAAUACAAUUAAAGCAUACUCUACCGAGACAAUUAAUCCUUGUAAUUAGUAGUAUGCUGCAAUUAACCAAAGUUUUAAUUUCUUAUUAUGGUGUAGUGUAAAUUUGAGCUCUCGUAUGAUUAAUCAUGUUAUCCGGGCCGACUAGGUAUCCAACUUGUUCUAGGCCCAAUUCUAAUUUUGGGACUUUCAUCUUCUUCUUCCUUGAAAUUUUAUUACUAAUGGCUGCAAAGUCGAUUAGUCCUCAGUCAUGGAGUGAGGGCUACUCAGUAUUACCAUUUACCAUGGCAAUCUUCCGUCAGUAUAGCUAAUUCUCCCAAUGAGGUUCGCAAAAGCUGCAUUUCCGAAAACACUGCCGGAAUCCAGCAGCAGCAAUGUCCACCAAGCUUUUCGAACAUUUCUGAACUUCCGGCCAGUUGACCACCACCGGAUAGACUAUAAUUUGUUUGCCAAACUCAUCCGACGAUGUACCGAACGCCACCUUGUUCGCCAAGCUAAGCAACUUCAUGCCAGGUUCGUGCUAUCUUCGACACUGCUUGACAAUUUCCUCGCUUCACAGCUUAUCAAUUUCUAUUCCAAGAAUAAUCAUCUCCGCGAAGCCCAUCACGUGUUCGAUCAAAUACCCAGCAAGAAUACAUUCUCCUGGAAUGCGCUACUCAUUGGCUAUUCUCAGAGGAAUUAUCACAACGAGACCCUGAGUUUAUUUCGUUCCUUCUUACGUGGUGUUUCUAAUUCAUUGUCUGCCAAACCCGACGGUUUUUCGCUUACUUGCGCAUUGAAGGCGCUGGCUGGGCUUUCCUGCGAUUCUUUGUUGGUGAACAUAGUUCAUUGUUAUGUCGUGAAGAGCGGGACCGAUUCAGAUGUUUUUGUGCCUAAUGCUCUACUCACGUGCUAUUCGCGUAGUGAUGAUAUGGUUUCAGCAAGAUGUUUGUUUGAUGAAAUGUCUAACAGGGACUUGGUGUCGUGGACUUCUUUGAUUUCGGGUUAUUCUCAAGCUGGAUUUUAUGAGGAAUCUAAGAAACUGUACAGGAGAUUGUUGGCUCUGGAGGGAGUUCGUCCCAACGGGCCCACCUUGGUGAGUGUUUUACAGGCUUGUGCACAAUCAAAUGAUCUAAUAUUAGGGAUGGAAGUUCAUAAAUAUGUGAUUGAAAAUGAUAUUGAAAUGGAUGUUACACUCUGUAAUUCCAUUAUCUCAUUGUAUGCGAAGUGUGGUAGCUUGGAUUAUGCCAGAGAUCUUUUUGAUGAGAUGAGUGAGAAGGAUGAGAUCACAUAUGGCGCUAUUAUUUCAGGAUACAUGGCUUAUGGUUUCAUUGCCGAGGCCCUUGAGGUAUUUAGGGCAAUUAGGGAUCCUGUAUUGAGUACUUGGAAUGCUAUAAUCUCAGGCCAUGUUAAGAACAAUCAGUUCCAAGGAGCCUUAGAUUUCUUUCGAGAGAUGCUAGAGUUUGGCUGUCGACCUAGUAUUGUGACAAUUUCAAGCAUACUUGCAGCACUUUCACACCUAUCAGAUUUAAAAGUUGCAAAAGAGAUACACGCGUAUGCUAUUAAGCAUGAUUACGAUGAUAAUGUAUAUGUUGCAACUGGCAUUGUUGAUAAUUAUGCUAAGUUUGGGUUCAUUUCUGGAGCGAAAACUGUUUUUGUUAGAACAAGAGACAGGAGUGUGGUUAUUUGGACUGCUAUCAUCUCAGGAUAUGCAGCUCAAGGAGAUGCCGGCGUUGCACUUUAUCUAUUUAAUGAGAUGUUAAACGAAGGAUUACAGCCAGAUCCAGUUACAUUUACUGCAUUAUUAGGUGCUUGUGCUCGUGCUGGUUUGGUUGAAGAAGCAUGGUUUCUAUUUCGCUCUUUAGUCCCGAAUUAUGGCAUUGAACCUGUAGCUGAGCACUAUGCAUGCAUGGUGGGAAUUCUAAGCCGAGCAGGAAAGCUUUCUGAAGCGUUAGAAUUCAUACGUGAAAUGCCAGUUGAACCCGAUGCGAAGACGUGGGGUGCGCUACUUAAUGGGGCUUUGUUGUCAGGUAAUCUGGAAAUUGGGAAAUUUAUUUCUGACCAGUUGUCAAAGAUGGAUACUGAAGUUGAUGCAAAUCAUUUCCUUUUGGUAAAUUUGUAUUCAAAAGUCGGAAAAUGGAAAGAGGCGGAAGUGCUUAGGAAGGAAAUACAGAAUGUUGGGCUGAAGAAGGUUGCAGGCAGUAGUUGGAUUGAAAGUUGAGGAGUUUACGUAGUUUUACACCUAGAGUUUUAUCAACUGAAGGAGUUGAUUAGUUUUAUGAGUGAGCAACUUCUUGUUACCGGUUGAGGAAUAUAGGUUGUGUAAUUUGUCUAAGACAGAAUCACUCGGUAUGAGGUAGGCCAUUCCAAAAGGAUCAUCUGACGUUAGUUCAUUUGAACAAUAUACUUGAUGAAAGCUGCAGAACAUCUGACGAUAUGCCAACUGAAGGAGUUGAUUGUGUCUUCGUUGGUGUUGUGAAUUUUGGCUGAUAAAAGUCAUUUAUCAUGUGUGGAUUUUUAUAAGUCGGAUUUGGUAUGUCCUAUCUCUGAGAAUGGCAAUUGCUUUUCUAAAGUUUAUUGAUUGUCAAACGAAAGGACCAUCCCUUCAUGUAUACAAGAUUGACCCUAAGUGUCAUCAAACAGCAUCUACACGAUUUUUUCCCCCAUCAUCCCCUCCUUUUUGUAACUGGAAAUCGAUCAUUAAGAAGCUCACG
Molecule: messenger RNA, 2696 nt
Organism: Oldenlandia corymbosa var. corymbosa
Lineage: Eukaryota; Viridiplantae; Streptophyta; Magnoliopsida; Gentianales; Rubiaceae
Source: the annotation of a GenBank genome assembly